Messenger RNA from Colletotrichum abscissum, 261 nucleotides. RefSeq lists its product as uncharacterized. The record is from RefSeq and is a predicted model, not a curated record. The transcript has 3 exons. NCBI's taxonomy places the organism in Eukaryota, Fungi, Ascomycota, Sordariomycetes, Glomerellales, Glomerellaceae. Bases 1 to 261 code for a protein of 86 amino acids.
AUGAAGGGUCCAGGAAGAGGCAAGGCCAGCGACACUACCAGGACGCCAUCACGCUGUCUGAGCCCGAGGUCCGAGCGGGCAUGUCAGACUGUGGAUGGUGCUGGUGCUGAGGUGGUGGUGUUCCCGCGACUACCUCCAAGUGCCUCAGGGGAAGUCAGUCUUGAGGUUAUCAUUGGGUACAGGUCUACACACCAUCAACUACCACUAGGCACUGGUUUGAGGCUUUCCCCGGAGUCUUAUCAAGAUGGCUUCCACGAGUAA